Molecule: messenger RNA, 1293 nt
Organism: Glarea lozoyensis ATCC 20868
Lineage: Eukaryota; Fungi; Ascomycota; Leotiomycetes; Helotiales; Helotiaceae
Product: Radical SAM enzyme
Exons: 1
Coding region: 1-1293 (430 amino acids)
Biological process (GO): Mo-molybdopterin cofactor biosynthetic process
Molecular function (GO): metal ion binding; 4 iron, 4 sulfur cluster binding; GTP 3',8'-cyclase activity
Source: RefSeq, a predicted model, not a curated record
AUGGCGUCUUUAUUAAGAUCUGGGCAGAGGCAUUUGUUGCUCACGAGUAGACGGUCUCGAGGAUGGCGGGGUAUUGCUUCUGUGGCAGUACCAGCUCCAGCUGUCACCGAAUAUCCUCAACAUAGCUUCCCAGAACAGGCAAUCCGAAAUCGAAGAGAUGCGAUUAAGGACGCCAAACCUUUCUCCUCUUUCCUUACCGAUACGUACGAUCGACAGCACAACUACCUCCGAAUAUCCUUGACAGAGAAAUGCAACCUUCGAUGUUUAUAUUGUAUGCCGGAAGAAGGUGUACCUCAAUCCCCACCCCGAGAACUCCUCACUACUCCCGAGAUAUACCUUCUGUCGUCCGUCUUCGUUCGAGAAGGUGUAACAAAAAUACGCUUGACUGGUGGCGAGCCGACUAUACGAAAGGAUAUUCUUCCUCUCAUGCAUCAGAUUGGAUCUCUGCGGACACAUGGUUUGAAAGAGCUAUGCAUCACAACAAAUGGCAUUUCAUUGCAUCGAAAACUGGAUAGCAUGGCGGAGGCAGGAUUGACGGGUGUAAAUUUGAGCCUGGAUACUCUGGACCCAUGGCAGUUCCAGAUCAUGACGAGAAGAAAAGGAUUCGAAGCGGUUAUGAAAAGCAUCAACCGGAUCUUGGAGAUGAACAAGCUUGGUGCUGGCAUUAAGCUGAAAAUCAAUUGUGUUGUUAUGCGAGGGAUGAACGAGCGAGAGAUACUGCCAUUUGUCGAGCUGGGACGGGAACAAGAUCUGGAAGUGCGAUUUAUUGAAUAUAUGCCAUUUGAUGGGAACAAAUGGAGUAAGGGUAAAAUGCUGGGAUACAAGGAAAUGCUGGAUAUGAUCAGAGUCAAAUAUCCAUCCUUGCGAAAGGUACAGGAUCAUAAGAACGAUACCAGUAAGACCUACGAAAUUCCUGGCUUUGUUGGGAGAAUGGGUUUCAUCACGAGCAUGACGCACAAUUUCUGUGGCUCUUGCAAUAGGUUGCGUAUCACCAACGACGGGAAUUUGAAAGUCUGCUUGUUUGGCAACGCCGAGGUUUCACUUCGAGAUAUCAUUCGAAAGACCAAUGGCGGUGAUCCCAUCGACGAGCAAGCUUACGAAGCUAUGAAACAGAUUGAGAUGGACCGACAGCAAGGUUUGGUGUCUUCAAACGUGCCCCUCGGUCGCUACGAGCAUGAGAAGGAAUUGCUCGAUGUCAUUGGGCUGGCAGUGAGUCGGAAAAAGGAAAAGCAUGCAGGAAUGGGAGAGCUUGAGAAUAUGAAAAACAGGCCAAUGAUUUUAAUAGGUGGGUAG